AUGGCUUCCAGGUUCGGUAUUCGACCACCUGCAAUUCGACGACAGCGCAAGAACAAACUAUCCACUAAUCCCAAGAAUGAAGAAUUUAGUCCUUACGUUAAGAUCAAGCAACUGACAACUCAGAUCUCCAACCUUGAACAAAACCUGCAACAUUCAAUGCAUACAGUAGACUCACUCAAGGCCCAACUGGCAGAGUACGACGUCCUUUUGGCACAUGCCCAGUGUCGCGUUGCUGAACCUACACCUCCAGCAUUCCAGGAUGAGACCCAAGCUCUCAGUCACACUAGUUGUGUCAUGAGCCCUAAGAUGAAAUCCACCCGUGUAUGGUUUGAUGAUCUCUGGCUCUGCAAUGCCUCUGAGAACACACCACUCCAGGAAGCAGAGGCAUAUUGGAAAAAUGGAACCCCGCAAUGCGCGCUGGAGAUCGUUACCCAAGCGAUCGAUUCAAAUCCCUUUCUGUCUCCAUCGGAGGAAUUCCGUUGCCGAAUAUUUGCGGCCGCGGUCUUCCACUCCACGGGACAGUUUGAAGAGUCUAACCGUCGUCUAGGUAUUGUGCUGAAGACGAUCGCAAGAUACACCCAUCUUGACGAGCCGCGACCGGGAGAUCUUAUAAGUAUUGCUCAUUACAUCCAAGGAAGAAACCUAAUGGAGUUGGGAGAGUUCACUGAUGCUUACUAUUCACUUUCGCGGGCUCUCGGCACGCCUGGAUAUCAUACCAAGGCGCGUGACUAUCAAAAGAAUGCUGUCAUUGAGUUUACUCGACAGGUGGCUAUGGGGGAUAACGCGUCCAUCUCUUCUUCUUUACGUCCCAUUGUGAGUCGCACUGAAUGUAUUUCUGAUGAAUACCUGUCGUAA
This is a messenger RNA of Penicillium longicatenatum, 855 nucleotides long. RefSeq lists its product as uncharacterized. Bases 1 to 855 code for a protein of 284 amino acids. Gene Ontology annotation, molecular function: protein binding. NCBI's taxonomy places the organism in Eukaryota, Fungi, Ascomycota, Eurotiomycetes, Eurotiales, Aspergillaceae. The transcript has a single exon. The record is from RefSeq and is a predicted model, not a curated record.